Sitodiplosis mosellana (orange wheat blossom midge) is the source of this 2614-nucleotide messenger RNA. RefSeq lists its product as uncharacterized. The record is from RefSeq and is a predicted model, not a curated record. Lineage: Eukaryota; Metazoa; Arthropoda; Insecta; Diptera; Cecidomyiidae.
GAAUAUCAUCGGCAAAGAAUUCGAAUGCGGCAAACAAUGGUGACGACCAAAUGAUAUCACCGCUUGGCAUUGCCAAAUAUUUGGAAGAUAAAUUGAAAGCCAAUGUGAAGCAUUGUGAAACGUGUUUGUGUGCACAACGUGAUUUGCGCGUGCUAGCGGAUAUUGAUCAAACAUACAAUGUUGGAACGCAAACCAUAUUGCAGGGUGAUGUCAAUUUUGCAUUAUGCUUGCGAUGCAAUAGCAAUUUAAAUUCGCCAUCCAGCACAAAUAGCCCAUUUAUUUUGAAACUCGUAAAAUCCUGUGAUUCUAUAAUAUCGGAUACGAAAAGUAGCAUAUCGUGUGCCGGUUCCACCGACAAAUUGCUCGGUAAAAAGGAUGAAUUGACGGUGAAUCCAAUAUUAGGCCACACCCCAAUUAGCGAACGAACGGUUAAAAAGCUAACCACACCAAAUCGUUCGAUGCAAGAGAAUCUAUCAUCCGUAUCAUCGCAAUCGUGUGCGAAACCAUAUACGAACAUCAGCAGCAACAACAACAACAACAAUAAUAACAGCAGCAGCAGCAUUAGCGCACAUGAAAAUCAAUCAAAACAUCAUUCAACGGCGACGACGGCAACCACGAUGUCCGCCGAUGAAUUGCCGCCACGUGCAAAGGAGCCAAGCCGAACACAUCAACGGCUAAGUGAACGGGCCACAGCCAGCAGUUCGAGUAGUUUGUCGAAUCGGAGUUCGGCUGCUUUAGACGGAUCGAAAUUGUUUGAAAGUUUCAAUAGGAACCUAAUCAAAUCCAUAAAGGCUGAAAAACCGAAUUUGUCUGGGCCACGUUUGUGUGCGUUGCGCAUUCCAAAUGGCGGUGGUAAUGUUCUGAUCGAUAACAUUGAAUCGGAUUCAACGCCAGUCAUUUAUACGCGCCGAAGUCGAUUUCUCGACGAAGAGCUAGACGAAACAAAGGAUAUUAUUACAACAACAACAACAACCAGCCUGUAUCCAUCCGUAAAUGGAAGCACCGAACCAAGGACAUACCAUAAAAUUUCGAUGCUUAUGAGCGAUGGUGUCGUAGCUGCAAUGCCCAAUGAAUCAAAAUCGGAAUCGUAUAAGAUCGGCCAUCCGAUGCGUGUCGGUAAUGCAUGUUCACAGGAUGUGAAUGCCAGCCAUAUUGCUCAAACGUAUGACGACGAAUGCGGUCAAAGGAAUGAAUGUGAUCAGCCAAAUCAAAAAUAUUGUACGAACACAACGCACAUAACGAGUGAUUCAAUUGGAUUGGAGAGAAACUUCAAUGGUUUAUCAAUGAAUGAUCAUGAUCUGAGCCAAAAUGGUGCAUACGGUCAGCCGUUAACAGAUCCAAAUGCUAUGAAUGAGUCGAUCGAUUUGAAGGAACACAUUGAUGUGGUCGAUAAACAACAGCAGCAGCAACAGCAGCAACAGCAGCAGCAAGGUCAAUUCUUACAUAUGCACCAAUUUCGACCAACGCAUCCAUUGUCACUGGUCGAUGAAACAUCACUGUUGCGACGCCAACAGCUGAGCCGUGUGGCUGAAUGGGUGCAAAACAACAACCAUGAGGCAUGUCUAGGCAAUCCAGACGUUGACUACAAACAAGUUACAAAGUUAAACAACAAUAGUGAUGAAAUUAGCAAUCGUUCAGUAGAUAGGAUAUCAAUGAUCAACUGCAAUAAUUUGCCCAUCAAUGAUUUCGAAGCCGCUCAAAAGACCAUUGAUUACAGCCAGAUGAAUAACAAUGUGAAUAAGACGCAACCGGGCGGCACAAAUCAACCAGUCGAUUUAGCUCAAAUGGAAUAUAAUGUUAAGCAGUUUUUACUUAAGCAAAAUGAAUGGUCACCAAAGCAGCCAUGUCCACCGCCUCCAUCACCUCCAUCGUUGUCAUCGGUUUCUCAUUCGUACUGCUGAAACAGAAACCCGUAGAAAUCAUAGCCGAAGUAGAAGCGUGCAACCAAAAUAUAUCAACUAGAGCGCGCCGUACACAUCACAUUUUUCGAAUGGAUUGAAUCACAAACGGAAGUGUGGGUGUGUGUAGAUGCAAAACAAAUGGUUUUCAUUUUUUUUAGAUAUAUAUAUUUCAUAUAUGGAAUCAAACAAAACGGCAAAAAAAAAACACAUGUAAUCCCAGUGAGGAACCAGUUAACCUACGGGACGUUUUUAUUGAAGAAAACAAAACGCAUUUAGUGUAAAUAAGCUACCACUUUUGAAGCAAGAAAAGAGAACACACACAAAAACCGCAGAAGAAAAUUAUCAACAACAAACAAUGUACCGUGGUGUGACCGUGAAUAGCCCAGCAAAUAACAAGGAACAUUGUAAAUGCACAUUGCACACAAUUAUCAAGUGGUUCCAUUUCCAGAAAAAAAAAAUAUAAACCAACACACGCAUAUACACACAUACAAUUUAAUUAGAGACAAAAAAAACAAGCAAACAUUACGCAUUCCAUUAAACGACAUGCAGUCGAAAUCGAAUGCAACAAGUGGCAAUUAUAUAACCCAUAACAUGAUUUGAACAUGAUAUUGUUUUUCUUCCUUUUCGGUUGUCACCACCACGAUAUAUAUGAUCAGUCACACAUAUUCUUGCUGAUUGCAAAAAACAGAGAGUACAAUAAAAAAAAAAACAAA